AUGGAUCAAGAAAGAUGCCAUUUAGAGCUCCGAAUACUUCCAGGCAGAGUAGCACUGAAGAAGGCUCUGUCGCCGCUUCUGAAAGUAUCACCGGCCUCCUGCACCGCGAUCUGCAAACCGGGCGGCAUCUCUCUCCAAGCUUUUCCGGUGGAACAGAAUGAUGUGUUUCCCCUCCUCUCCGCCGUGCUUCGAAUUCAUCCCGCCUCCGUGGACCACUUCUGCUGCACUCAGUCCAUCACCGCUGAAUUCGAUCUCGAUUUCUUGGACUUCAUUCUCUCCUUUGCACCUGAUGAAGGCAAUAUCAAUAUUGUGGCUGCGGAUUAUGUCGACGAGGAAGUCAAUUUCGCUUCGGGUGCUUCUGGGGGGGAUUUUUUUCGGACCCGUUACCUCUCCAAUGUUCUUAAUGAGUAUUUCUUGGAGAUUGAUGAUUCAGUAUUCGAGUACGUCGUGGUUGUUGGGAUAGCCUCGGAAGAUUUCCGGCGGGUCAUUUGGCACUUCAGGGACUUAUCCCCUUUCGUUGAAGCAUUUGUGACUGAUGAAGACGUGACUUUUAUAUUUGGUCCUGAGGAAAUUGUGCUCAGAACAGAGGAUGGAAAUUGCGUUAUCGGGGGCAUAAACGGAUACAACCGGGUCAAGAUCCGACUCAGUCUGCACAACCCAGACUCGCUACUUGAAGCCUCGGAGCUCUCUGCCUCGGUUUGGAUGCUCAAGUCCCGCGACUGGCCUGAUAUGCUGAGUUGCCCGGUUCGACAACUCGGUAACGUCGUGUUCUACUUCAAGAAUGAACACACGCUAUAAACUCGACCCAAUCAGUUUUUUGUGGAAUUCCAAUCAAAUCGAGACAUACAUAUGAUACUUCUGUAUAAUACCAUUCGAAAGUUCAACAGUGAAAGCAAAGGAAGCUUGAGGGUAUUUUAGCAGUAUGUUUAGCAAAGCAUGACAUUGGAUAAGC
This is a messenger RNA of Rhododendron vialii, 952 nucleotides long. RefSeq lists its product as uncharacterized. The record is from RefSeq and is a predicted model, not a curated record. Bases 1 to 798 code for a protein of 265 amino acids. The transcript is spliced from 5 exons. NCBI's taxonomy places the organism in Eukaryota, Viridiplantae, Streptophyta, Magnoliopsida, Ericales, Ericaceae.